AUGCCGUCCUACAACGACCGCGGAGGCUUCACGCCUCGCCCGCCCCAGGAAAGUUCUAGAAGGAGCUCUGCGCCCAGCAGCACGCUCGAUUAUGAUGAAAGCGCUUCCAUGGCGAGAGGGUUCGGGGGAGAUGCGACAUGGGAGCCCAAGAACGACGCGAUGCUGGAAGAGAGAAGGAAGAAGGCCAUCAGGGAGAGAGAAAGAGAGGCCGUAGCAAGGCAGAGACAUAAAGAGAUGCUUGAGAGGAAAAGACAAGAGCAGUUGAAGGCGAAAGCUGAAGCAGAGAAGGAGAUGAAGAAGAGGGAAGAAGAGAUGAAGGCGCAGGACGACCAGCGGAAGAAGGAGAUCGAGUUUGCAAGGUUGCAGAGACUAAGACAGAAGGAGAUGGAGGAGGCGGAGCGGGAGGCGGAGAAGAGGCGACAGGCCGAGCUGACGAUGAAGAGGGAGAAGGCUCUGCAGCACCUUGAUUCGCAGAGGUUGCGUGCCGCGGAAGAACAGCGGCGGAAGCGGGAGAUGAUAUUGGAGAAGAGACAGCAGGCUGAGAGACUGCGCGAAGAGACUCAAAGAUUCAAUUCUUACUCAGUUACAAGGUAUGAGGAAAGACUGAAAGAAGAGAGUCAGAGAAGGUCCGAUAUCGUUGCUGCAAUCGCAAGACACAGUAAUCAGCAAGACGAAGAGUUGGCCGAGCUGGUUCAAAUCAAACGUGAGGAAACGAGACACAGACUGCUCGAAGCAAGGCACAGGGUUGAAUUGCUGAUUAUGGAUGAACAUGAUCAUACGCUCAGUCUUGAAGAGGCUGAAGGAGACUUCUCGAAGUUGAAGGCUCAUCAAGAGGCUCUUACUCGCCUGGUCACUUCCAGGUAUGACAGCGAAGUCUACGACAAGGCUGUUGUCAACAUCCAAAGAAUAUUCCGCGGAGCUCGAGAUCGACUCAUCGUGAAGCAGCGCAAGUCGACGGUCUACGAGCAGAGGCUGGAGGAGGCAGCAGUAGCGAUCCAGUCAAGGUUCCGAGGGAUGAUGUCUCGAACGGAGAGGAAGAAGAAGACGCAGAGGAUACACAGCGAGAGGGAGCAAGCAUCAAUCAAAGUGCAGUCGCUCUUCAGGGGCAUGAAAGACAGGAGGAGGGCGCAGGAGCUGAGGGAGGAGAGGAGGCACGAGGAGCUUGUGCAGCGAUCGAUCAUGAGGAUUCAAGCAUGGUGGAGGGCUCUCAAGGCGAAGCAGAUGAUGAGACUGCUGAAAGAGAUGGAGGAGCUUCAGCUCAUCAACUUCAAGAAGGCUCAAGUGCAGCAGGAGAGCAAGAAGGUGAAGACCAAACCCUCCAAGCCCAAAGUCAAGACCGCACUCAAUGAUCACAGCACCUCCGGUUUCCUCUCGUCAGCCUCGUUCGUGGACAUGGAUUGGGUGACGAGGGAACAGCAUCGAGCACAUCAGAGAAAGGCGAAGUUGGAGUUCGAGAUGAACCGCAAGAGUGGAGGAGAGCUCACCAAGAUCUACCUCGACCCCAUCGGACCUCGAGGGAGGGGCGGGCCCCGGCAGAAGAGGAUGUUCAUUCCCCUUCCAGCCACCGAGAAGGCUGUCAGCCUCUACCGCAUCCCCUACAACCUCUCCGGUGACGUCAGCACCUCCGACCUCCUCCGGGAUGAGCACGACCCUCGGGCUCUCAAGAUCAAGCACGAGGUCGACCUUAAGGCUAUCCCGCGGCCUAUGGGAGAGGCUCCAGCGUACGCGAGGCAGAAGGACGGGAACUUCCCCGACCUAAACAGAGACCAGCAGUCUAACUUCACCCCCCGAUGUAGCCCCGACGCUCCUGCUGUCAGCUUCAUCUAA
Guillardia theta CCMP2712 is the source of this 1827-nucleotide messenger RNA. RefSeq lists its product as hypothetical. Bases 1 to 1827 code for a protein of 608 amino acids. The record is from RefSeq and is a predicted model, not a curated record. NCBI's taxonomy places the organism in Eukaryota, Cryptophyceae, Pyrenomonadales, Geminigeraceae. Gene Ontology annotation, molecular function: protein binding. The transcript is spliced from 20 exons.